AUGUCGGCGUACACGCGGAUGAACAAGAUCGGGCGAGGAAGCUACGGGGACGUGUUCAAGGUGACAAGGAACUCAGACGGGAAGGUGCUGGUGAUCAAGGAGGUGUCGUUGCUAGGCGUCUCCAAGGAGGAGGAGAACGAGAUCCUCAACGAGACCGAGAUAAUCAAGAAGCUCGACCAUCGGCACAUCGUGUCGUGCGUAGAGUCCUUCGUUGAGAACGACGUUCUUCAUAUCGUGAUGGAGUAUGCUUCCGGUGGCGAUCUUGCGGCCGUGAUCAAGAGGAACUCAGCUGCUGGCAAGUACAUCACAGAGGAACAGUUCUGGUCUUAUCUCAUUCAGAUCACUCUCGGGCUGCAACAUAUGCACUCCCGGCGAGUACUCCACAGGGACGUGAAGGCGUCCAACGUCUUCCUAGACCAGAACGGAGACAUUAAGAUAGGUGAUCUUGGCCUUGGAAAGGUCCUCUCCAGCAAGACGACAUGUGCGAUCUCGCAAGUUGGGACUCCGAUCUACUUCUCACCUGAGAUCUGUGAAGGUAAGCCCUACGACACCAAGUCAGAUGUCUGGGCGCUCGGAUGCCUGCUGUUCGAGCUGGUGACAUGCAAACCACCUUUCCAAGCAGCAAAUCAGCCUCAACUGCUCAAGAAGAUUGUGAACGAUCCACCAGAGGCGCACGUGCCGUCUCACUACUCAAGGGAGAUCCCAUUCAUCAUUGGCAAACUGCUCGACAAGGACCCAAGGAAGCGACCCUCGCCUGACUCGAUCCUCAACUACUCGGCAGUUCAGAUCCGUAUUGAACGAGCUCGGUUCAAGCAGCAAGAGAUGGAACUC
Guillardia theta CCMP2712 is the source of this 831-nucleotide messenger RNA. RefSeq lists its product as hypothetical. Gene Ontology annotation, biological process: protein phosphorylation. NCBI's taxonomy places the organism in Eukaryota, Cryptophyceae, Pyrenomonadales, Geminigeraceae. The transcript has a single exon. The annotation marks the transcript as partial. The record is from RefSeq and is a predicted model, not a curated record. Gene Ontology annotation, molecular function: ATP binding; protein kinase activity.